Myxocyprinus asiaticus (Chinese sucker) is the source of this 9957-nucleotide messenger RNA. Its product is annotated as mucin-2-like. Lineage: Eukaryota; Metazoa; Chordata; Actinopteri; Cypriniformes; Catostomidae. Gene Ontology annotation, molecular function: protein binding; peptidase inhibitor activity. The record is from RefSeq and is a predicted model, not a curated record. The transcript is spliced from 49 exons. Gene Ontology annotation, cellular component: extracellular matrix. Bases 1 to 9600 code for a protein of 3199 amino acids.
AUGAAAAAUGUGAUGGUAACUACAGCUGAACUGAAUCCUGAUCAUCAGUCCACGAUCUGUAGCACAUGGGGAAAUUUCCACUUCAAGACCUUUGAUGGUUAUUUUUUUCAACUGCCAGACACAUGUAACUACAUUCUGGCAAGGAUAGUUCAAGAUUUUAACAUCCAAAUGCAAAGAAAGAUUGUAAAUGAUUCAAUAAUUUUCAGCACAAUCAUUAUAGAGUUGGAGGGGACAGUCAUCAAACUCAGUAAUGGCAACAUCAUUAUGGAUGACCAAGUGGUGUCUAAGGCAACCUAUAAGAAUGGAAUUACAAUCGAGCUACGCACAUCAAGUGUUAAGAUCUCUAACAAACAUGGAUUGACUGUCUUUUGGGAGAAGCAAAAUUCUAUAUUGAUUGAACUUCCCACAAAGUACCAAGGCCAGACCUCUGGACUCUGUGGAAACUUCAACGGCAACAAGACUGAUGAUGAAAAUGGUGCGGCGACAUGGAAAGAGUCUACUGAAUCCUGUGAGGAAAUUAUACUUCACUCCAAUGAUCAAUGCGAAAACCAGACAAGUAUUUGUCAGCAGUAUCUCAGUAGUUCGGGGUUUGAUGAUUGUCACCGUGUGUUGGACAUGAGUUCAUUUGAAAAGGCCUGCGUAAACGACCUGUGUCAAUGUUAUGGCAGCCACGACUGUCUCUGCAACACACUCACAGAGAUUUCACGACAGUGCACACAUGCAGGUGGCAGACCGGGAACAUGGAGAACAGACCAGCUCUGUCCAAAGAAAUGCCCACUAAACAUGGAAUACUUGGAAUGUGGCAGUCCAUGCAGAGACACCUGCACUGACACAGACGGAAGCAUGUUGUGUAAAGAACACUGUGUGGAUGGCUGUUUCUGCCCUGAUGGUACUGUGGAAGAUGAUAUCGGUCAUAGCGGUUGUAUAUCUGUGAACAAGUGCCCAUGUGUGCAUGAUGGCACAAUAUACCAAUCGGGAAAAUCAUACACACAAGCGUGUAAAACAUGUGCGUGUAUUGCUGGAUUUUGGAAUUGCACGGAUCUGGAAUGUCCUGGAAUCUGCUCUGUUGUUGGAGGGUCUCACAUCACCACUUAUGAUGGAAAAAGCUUCACCUUCAGCGGCAACUGUGAUUACAUUCUCACUAAGCACUCUAAUGACAAUGAUAUUGCUGUUCUGGGCAAUCUGGCAAAGUGUGAUUCAAGCUCAACAGACACAUGCCUUAAAUCUAUAAGCCUUGUCAUCUCAGGGACCACUAUUAGUUUUUCCUCCAUUGGGGCUAUCACACUGAAUGGAAAGAGUACAUAUAGCCUUCCUGUCAAAGAUGGUGUGGUCAUCUUCCAGCCCUCAUCCUCCUUCAUUAUUGCUGAUUUGAAGAGUCUUCGUCUAGAGAUCCAGCUGGCUCCAGUCAUGCAGUUGUAUAUUGUAGCCGGCCCUAAAGAGAAAGGGAAACUCAGUGGUCUUUGUGGAAACUAUAACGAUGUCCAAAUAGAUGACUUUAAAACCGAAUCAGAUAUUAUAGAGGGGACACCAACAACCUUUAUCAAUUUUUGGAAGCACAUGAACAGCUGUCCAGAUCUUGACAACACAUUUAUUUUAGAAAGCCCCUGUAGCGUGAGUGUACAAAAAGAUAAAAUGGCUAAAGAAUGGUGCAUCCAGCUUACAAACCCAAAUGGAACAUUUGCCCCAUGCCAUUCAGUAAUAUGUCCUGAGAUUUAUUAUCAAAGGUGCGUCUAUGACACCUGCAAGUGUGCAGAUAUUAAGAAGUGUAUGUGUGCAGCCCUGUCUACCUAUGCCCACGCCUGUGCUGCCAGAGGUGUCAUUAUUCAGGGAUGGAUGGAUUCCUACCCCUGCGACACAAUUUCGAAGUGUUCAAACAACAUGAAGUACUCCUACAGUGUGACCAGCUGUGGCAGCACCUGCCGUUCUCUCAGUCAGCAGGAUUAUACCUGUACAGUGUCCACACCUGUAGAUGGAUGUGUCUGUCCUGAGAACACCUACCUCAAUGAUGCAGGCAGCUGUGUGCAUGCUGACCAAUGUCCUUGUUACUCUGGAAGCCAGGUCAUAGAGCCAUCAGGGAUAAUUUACAAGGAUGGUGAAAAAUGCACCUGCAAUCGUGGCUCUUUAAAGUGCUCCAGCCUAGAAGACUGUGUGGCUCCUGUGGUCUUUUUCAACUGCUCAAAGUACGAACCAGGACAAAAAGGAAAAGAAUGUGAGAGGACAUGUCAGAACAAAGACACAAACAAUUGUGUGAGCACAGGGUGUAAAUCAGGAUGUAUGUGCCCAGAUGAUCUUCUGGCUGAUGGUAAAGGUGGGUGUGUGCAAAAAGAAAACUGUCCCUGUGUCCUUAAUGAAGUCACAUAUUCACCUGGGAAGCAGGUUCAACAGGACUGUAACACCUGCACAUGUAAAGAUGGCAAGUGGACUUGUACAAAUAAAGAUUGUUAUGGCACAUGCACCGUCUAUGGCGAAGGUCAUUUUAAGACAUUUGACGGAGCGAGAUAUUCUUUCCACAAAGACUGUGAAUACAUCUUAGCUCAUGAUUAUUGCAAUGAGAACCACAGUCCCUCUUUCCGCCUCAUCACAGAGAACAUGCCCUGUGGCACCACCAAUACUAUUUGCUCCAAGUCCAUCAGUCUCUUCAUUGGGACAGACAAAAUUAUUUUAUCCGAAGAGAAAGGAGUCAUUGUUGAAAGCAACAAGACUGAUCAAUAUAAAAUCCGUUCUGCUGGGAUCUACAUUAUAAUCGAGGUCAGAAAUCUUUUAAACUUAAUCUGGGACAAUAAAACAAGUCUGAUGCUCCAACUCCAUACCAAUUUAAAGGAAAAGGUGUGUGGACUGUGUGGAAACUUUGAUGGUAAAGCAAAUAAUGACUUUGUAAAGCAUGAUGGAGGAGAGGUGACAGAUGCAGAGGAAUUUGGCAAUAGCUGGAAAGUUAAUCCCAGCUGCCCAGAUGUAACAAACCCGAUGGACAUUUGUGAAAAAAAUCUUCAUCGGAGUGCCUGGGUUGAAAAACAAUGCGGCAUCAUCACAAGUGAUGUUUUUAAGGACUGCAUUUCUCUUGUGGACCCUUUACCAUACUAUGAUGCCUGUAAAAAGGACACCUGUGCAUGUAUUACUGGGGGUGAUUGCGAUUGUUUCUGCACUGUGGUGGCAGCCUAUGCUGCUGAAUGCCGUAAAAUGGGAGCUUGUGUGGCAUGGCGGAGCCCAAAUAUUUGCCCUUUGUUCUGUGAUUACUACAACCCUUUGGGAGAAUGUGAGUGGCACUAUAAACCCUGUGGAUCGCCCUGUAUAAAAACCUGCAGAAACCCGUCAGGGACCUGUUCUGAUCAAAUUCCUCUUGUUGAAGGAUGUUUUCUUGAGUGCCCUUCGGAGCGGCCAUAUCUUUUGGAACAGGACAUGACAUGUGUUCCAAUAUGUGACUUGACUACUACUACUACAACGGCUACAACAACACCUACCUCAACCAAACCUCCAUCUACAACUACAACAACCACUGUCACCCCAACAUCUACAUCAACAGAAACAUUUACUACUACAACUAAUACAGUGACAACCACAACUCCAAAAAUUACAACCACUCCUAUACCCACACCUACAUCAACAUCUAUAAUUACUGCUACCACUACUACGACCACUCCCACAACUACUGUAACACCAACACCUACCGAGACAGAAACAGUGACUUCUACUACAACGGCUACAACAACAACUACUUCAACUGAAAGUCAAUCUACAACUACAACAACCACUGUCACAUCAACAUCUACAUCAACAGAAACAUUUACUACUACAACUAAUACGGUGACAACCACAACUCCAACAAUUACAACCACUCCUAUACCCACACCUACAUCAACACCUGUAAGUACUUCUACCACUACUAUGACCCCUGAAAUCUGCAUUUGUGAUUGGUCAGGUUGGUUCGACAACCAAAAACCCAGCAGAGACAAGAAAGGAAUUGAAAUUGAAUCCAUCAAUGAAUUGUGGGAAAAGAAAAAAAUAACCUGUCAGAGACCAUAUGAUAUUGAAUGUAAGGCAGUAGAUUAUGAAGAUAAAGACUUGGCAACAUUGGGACAAAGAGUCUCUUGCAAUACAUCUUUUGGUCUGUUAUGUUCAAACAAAGAUAAUUUAAAAAAUGUGCCACCAUUAUGCCAUAAUCAUAAAAUACGUGUACUGUGUUGCCCACAUCAUUGUUCAUCCACAUCUACAUCAACAACUAUAAUUACUGCUACCACUACUACGACCACUCCCACAACUACUGUAACACCAACACCUACCGAGACAGAAACAGUGACUUCUACUACAACGGCUACAACAACAACUACUUCAACUGAAACUCAAUCUACAACUACAACAACCACUGUCACACCAACAUCUACACCAACAGAAACAUUUACUACUACAACUAAUACAGUGACAACCACAACUCCAACAAUUACAACCACUCCUAUACCCACACCUACAUCAACACCUGUAAGUACUUCUACCACUACUAUGACCCCUGAAAUCUGCAUUUGUGAUUGGUCAGGUUGGUUCGACAACCAAAAACCCAGCAGAGACAAGAAAGGAAUCGAAAUUGAAUCCAUCAAUGAAUUGUGGGAAAAGAAAAAAAUAACCUGUCAGAGACCAAAUGAUAUUGAAUGUAAGGCAGUAGAUUAUGAAGAUAAAGACUUGGCAACAUUGGGACAAAGAGUCUCUUGCAAUACAUCUUUUGGUCUGUUAUGUUCAAACAAAGAUAAUUUAAAAAAUGUGCCACCAUUAUGCCAUAAUCAUAAAAUACGUGUACUGUGUUGCCCACAUCAUUGUUCAUCCACAUCUACAUCAACACCUAUAAUUACUACUACCACUACUACGACCAUUCCCACAACUACUGUAACACCAACACCUACCGAGACAGAAACAGUGACUUCUACUUCAACCGCUACAACAACAGCUACUUCAACUGAAACUCCAUCUACAACUACAACAACCACUGUCACACCAACAUCUACAUCAACAGAAACAUUUACUACUACAACUAAUACGGUGACAACCACAACUCCAACAAUUACAACCACUCCUAUACCCACACCUACAUCAACACCUGUAAGUACUUCUACCACUACUAUGACCCCUGAAAUCUGCAUUUGUGAUUGGUCAGGUUGGUUCGACAACCAAAAACCCAGCAGAGACAAGAAAGGAAUCGAAAUUGAAUCCAUCAAUGAAUUGUGGGAAAAGAAAAAAAUAACCUGUCAGAGACCAUAUGAUAUUGAAUGUAAGGCAGUAGAUUAUGAAGAUAAAGACUUGGCAACAUUGGGACAAAGAGUCUCUUGCAAUACAUCUUUUGGUCUGUUAUGUUCAAACAAAGAUAAUUUAAAAAAUGUGCCACCAUUAUGCCAUAAUCAUAAAAUACGUGUACUGUGUUGCCCACAUCAUUGUUCAUCCACAUCUACAUCAACAACUAUAAUUACUGCUACCACUACUACAACCACUCCCACAACUACUGUAACACCAACACCUACCGAGACAGAAACAGUGACUUCUACUACAACGGCUACAACAACAACUACUUCAACUGAAACUCAAUCUACAACUACAACAACCACUGUCACACCAACAUCUACACCAACAGAAACAUUUACUACUACAACUAAUACAGUGACAACCACAACUCCAAAAAUUACAACCACUCCUAUACCCACACCUACAUCAACAUCUAUAAUUACUACUACCACUACUACGACCACUCCCACAACUACUGUAACACCAACACCUACUGAGACAGAAACAGUGACUUCUACUACAACGGCUACAACAACAACUACUUCAACUGAAACUCAAUCUACAACUACAACAACCACUGUCACAUCAACAUCUACAUCAACAGAAACAUUUACUACUACAACUAAUACAGUGACAACCACAACUCCAACAAUUACAACCACUCCUAUACCCACACCUACAUCAACACCUGUAAGUACUUCUACCACUACUAUGACCCCUGAAAUCUGCAUUUGUGAUUGGUCAGGUUGGUUCGACAACCAAAAACCCAGCAGAGACAAGAAAGGAAUCGAAAUUGAAUCCAUCAAUGAAUUGUGGGAAAAGAAAAAAAUAACCUGUCAGAGACCAUAUGAUAUUGAAUGUAAGGCAGUAGAUUAUGAAGAUAAAGACUUGGCAACAUUGGGACAAAGAGUCUCUUGCAAUACAUCUUUUGGUCUGUUAUGUUCAAACAAAGAUAAUUUAAAAAAUGUGCCACCAUUAUGCCAUAAUCAUAAAAUACGUGUACUGUGUUGCCCACAUCAUUGUUCAUCCACAUCUACAUCAACAACUAUAAUUACUGCUACCACUACUACAACCACUCCCACAACUACUGUAACACCAACACCUACCGAGACAGAAACAGUGACUUCUACUUCAACGGCUACAACAACAACUACUUCAACUGAAACUCCAUCUACAACUACAUCAACUAGUGUCACACCAACAUCUACAUCAACAGAAACAUUUACUACUACAACUAAUACAGUGACAACCACAACUCCAACAAUUACAACCACUCCUAUUCCCACACCUACAUCAACACCUAUAAUUACUACUACCACUACUACGACCAUUCCCACAACUACUGUAACACCAACACCUACCGAGACAGAAACAGUGACUUCUACUUCAACCGCUACAACAACAGCUACUUCAACUGAACCUCCAUCUACAACAACACCUACCUCAACAGAACCAUCAUCUACAAAUAAAACAAUAACACCUACAAAAACGUCAACAACUGCCACUUCUUCAACAAUGUUCAUUUUCCCACAUUUCAACUCCACAACACCUAAACAUGAGAUGGAAAGUACAACACCAACUACAGUCAUCACUCCCAGUUCCACCCAAUGUUACUGCACCUACAAAAAUACAAAAUACCAAGCAGGGUCUACAAUCAAAAGUCAACCGGAUAAAGAGUCCUGGUGCAAUAUUACUUACUGCAACUCCUCUUGUUAUAUUGUGGAAGAGAUUCGAAAAUGCUUUGAACACUGUCUCAAUGGCACCCAAAUGCAGACAGAUAAAUGUACUAUCAAUACCUGCAUAAAUGGGAAUGUCAUAUCAGAACCUGUAAAAUGUGACCCAAAUCCUGCUGUCAUGCCUUCCUGUGUCAAUGGACUUGAUCCUGUGAAAGUGUAUUAUAACAAUGGCUGUUGCUUCAAGUAUGAGUGUGAAUGUUACUGCACUGGCUGGGGUGACCCUCAUUACCAAACUUUUGAUGGGACAUAUUAUACUUUCCAAGGAAACUGCACCUAUGUGUUGGUCCAAGAAAUCAUUCCAAGAUAUAAUAUCAGCGUCCAUAUUAAAAACUAUUAUUGUGAUGUUAAAAAUGGCCUUGCUUGUCCUGAGUAUGUGAUUGUGAAUUACAAAUCCUAUCAAAUUAAGCUCACAAGUAAUAGUAAAGUGGUCCAGGUCUACAUUAAUGAAGAAAACAAGAAGCCAACAAUCAUAAAUGAAUUCUUCACCAUCACCAGUGUUGACAUGGCAGUGCUUGUGAACAUCACUGAAAUCAAAGCUGAGAUUAAAGUCAAUAACCUUGGCUUUAAUAUCAAACUCCCAUUCUCCUACUUCCAUGGUAAUACAGAAGGACAAUGUGGCUUUUGUGACAACAAAACUGAAAAUGACUGCAGACUUCCUUAUGGAAGAGUUGACCAAUCAUGUGAGCACAUAGCACAAUUUUGGAUGGUCCCCCCAGGGUGCAAAACCCCUCCACCUCCUCCUCCACCUCCACCUCCACCUACACCCCCAACUAUCUGUAAUUUCAUCAAGGGCAAAUUGUUUAAGGGCUGCCAUAAGGUUGUUCCUCAGCAAAGCUAUUAUGAGGCAUGUAUAUACGAUGUGACCAGAAUGAAAAAUGACUCUUUUGCCUGCUCCACUCUGGAGGCCUACGCCCAACUAUGUGGCCAGAAGUCUGUCUGUGUGGACUGGAGAAACUCACCUGAGCUCAAAGGGCUAUGUGAAUAUAAGUGCCCCAUGCAAAAGGUCUACAAGGCAUGUGGGCCUAAAGUGGAAAAAACCUGCAGUACAAGUUCCAAUUUUCUGGUUUUGGGGGCAGAAUGUCAAGGAAAAUAUUGUAAGCAAACAGUGACAGAAGGUUGUUACUGUCCUGAUAACACAUUUCUGGUUAAUCUAACAUCAGAUAUAUGUACAGCUUACUGCGAUUGCAUUGGCCCUGAUCAAACACCUAAAAUGCCUGGCGAUACAUGGGCCAAUAACUGUGUCACAUAUAGGUGCACUAAACUGGGCACUCUUGUGAAAGAGCCUUUCAUGUGUCCAACUAAAAAGCCCUGUGACAUCGGAUACAAAAACAUCACUGAAAAUUGCUGCCCAACCUGUGUGUGUGAUUUCGAGCAGUGUCUUAACAGCAGAUGUGAGGUGGGAUAUGAGUUUGCAAAAAAUAAAACUAAGGGAAGUUGCUGUCCACCCUGUGUGCCCAAAGAUGUCUGUGUGUACGAAAAUACUGAGUACAAGCCUGGCGUUACAUUCCCCUCAGACCCUUGUCUGGAAUGUAACUGUACAAUGAAUAUAGACCAACAGACUAAACUACAUGUUGUGACUUGUGCCAAGAAAGACUGCAACAAUUGCUCUGAGGGUUUUGAAUAUGUGAAACAAGAAGGAGAGUGCUGUGGAACAUGUAAGCAGAUAAAAUGUAUUUAUCAAAUGCCAGACAACACCAGCCGUAUUCUCGAGGUUGGAGAAAUGCAAAAUUACACAUGUCAAACCAUUUCGUGCCGCAAAGUUGAUGGCUUAAUUGUUACAGAGAGCACCAAAAUGAACUGCCCUGUCUCAGCUUCCACUGAUUGUAAGCCUGGGUAUGAAUAUGUUAAACAAGAAGGAGACUGCUGUGGAACAUGUAUACCCAUAGGCUGUGUUUAUAAAGCACCAGAUGACACCAGCCUUGUUCUCAAGGUUGGAGAUGAGUACGAGCACAAAUGUGAGAGAGCUACCUGCCAUAAAAUUAAUGGCUUAGUUGAAAUAUUUGUGACCAAAAAAGUCUGCCCUUACUUUAAUCAAGAUGACUGUAAGCCUGGUUCUGAAUAUGUGAAACAAGAAGGAGACUGCUGUGGAACAUGUAAGCCAAGAGGAUGUGUUUAUUAUGCGAAAGACAACACCAGCCAUGUUCUCAAGAAUGGAGAAGAGUACAUCGAAAAUUGUACAAGUGUUACCUGCCAUGAAAUUAAUGGCUCAUUUGUGAUAUUUGAGACUGAAAAAGUAUGCCCCUACUUUAAUCAAGAUGACUGUAACCCUGAAACAGUGCGAUAUGACACAAAUCAAUGUUGCAAGAUCUGUGAGCCAAAGAACUGCGUUCGAGUGAAGAACACCACCAAUGUGCAUGCAAAUAAUUGUAAAUCCAUUGAGGCUGUUGAAGUGCCAUUCUGCAGUGGCCACUGUGACACCCAAUCAAUGUAUUCUGUGCAAAUGAAUGCCAUGAUGCACAGCUGUUCUUGCUGCCGGGAGGAGAAAACCAGCCGUAAAAAUGUGAAGCUGAAGUGUCCCGAUGACAGUGAGAUCCUUUAUCACUACGACUAUGUUGAAAGCUGCAGAUGCACUCCUACAGAGUGUGAAAACCAGAAGACUUAAGGAUGAAUGAUCUUGUUUCAUAUCCGCCUGAUCUUAACUUGAUUAUUGCAGAUUUGAGCAUGACUGAAUCUGUCGCUAUGAGAAAUAUAUAACAGAAAAUUACAAUACUGAUGAUUUAAACUGUGUGAGACUUUCGCAGUGCAUAACUGGCAAACAUUAUUAUGGCCAUUACAUUUUCUUCACUUUUUUAAUUUAGGUGUAUGGUUUAUUCUAAUGAUAUUCUUGUUCUUACGUAUAUAAAAAAAAAAAAAAAAAAAACAUUUCUUCUUUCUUUCUUUAUGCUGUUUGGUAAUGCAUAAUAUAAUGAUCCAUAUUUCCUUGUAAUGAAAUUAGUUAUGAUUACAAUAAAGCAUAAUA